This is a messenger RNA of Malania oleifera, 2031 nucleotides long. Its product is annotated as 1-aminocyclopropane-1-carboxylate synthase 3. The transcript is spliced from 4 exons. Gene Ontology annotation, molecular function: transaminase activity; pyridoxal phosphate binding. Bases 515 to 1849 code for a protein of 444 amino acids. Lineage: Eukaryota; Viridiplantae; Streptophyta; Magnoliopsida; Santalales; Ximeniaceae. Gene Ontology annotation, biological process: biosynthetic process; amino acid metabolic process. The record is from RefSeq and is a predicted model, not a curated record.
AUUCAGACUCACCCACACAGUCUAUAUACCCCCCCGCCUCCGUCCCACACUGUGCAUGUGGAACAGCACUAUUCUUCUCUCUUUCUACUCUCUCUCAUCUCUCUCCCUUCGCCACCAAGCUUCCAUGCAUUUUCAUAGCCCCACCCCAAUCUCUCUCUCUCUCUCUCUCUCUCGUGUAUAUAUAUAUAUAAAUAUAUGUAGCAAGCUACUCUGCAAUCCCCCACCACUACGAUAGCCCUAUCUCUCUCUCUCUCUCUCUCUUCCCACACACACCCUCUCAGUACUCUCUCUCUCUCUCUCUCUCUCUCUCUCUCUCUCUCUCUCUCUCUCUCUCAGUUACACGCUCCCACAAAGCUACGCAUAGCUAGCUUCCAGGGGAGUUUGAGCUGCAGGGCUGAUAGGUGUGUGACAGUUAAGUUUUAGUAUAUAUAGCUUGCUCGGUGGUUUGAGAGGAUCGAGGAGGAGUAGUAGCGUGCGUAUAUAAAAUAGAAGCUAACUAGGUAAGAAUUGGAGAAUGGUGUCUAGGAAGGCAGGGUGUAACACACAUGGACAGGACUCGUCCUACUUCCUAGGUUGGCAGGAGUACGAGAAGAAUCCCUACCAUGUUGCCCUUAACCCCUCUGGCAUUAUUCAGAUGGGUCUCGCUGAGAAUCAGCUAUCCUUUGACCUGCUCGAAUCAUGGUUGGCCGACAAUCCCGACGCCGCCGGAUUCAGCAAAAAUGGAAGCUCCGUUUUCAGGGAAUUGGCUCUCUACCAAGAUUACAACGGCAUGCCUGCUUUCAAGCAAGUACUAGCAGAUUUCAUGGCAGAAAUAAGAGGAAACCGAGUGACAUUUGAUCCAAACAAGCUUGUUCUAACCGCUGGCUCUACUUCCGCUAAUGAGAUUCUCAUGUUUUGUCUCGCCAAUCCCGGCGAUGCUUUCCUUCUUCCUACACCCUACUAUCCUGGGUUUGACAGAGAUCUCAAAUGGCGAACCGAAGUUAACAUCGUCCCAAUCCACUGCUACAGCUCAAACGGCUUCAAGAUCACCAAAUCCGCUUUGGAAGAAGCCUACGAACUCGCCCGAACCCAAAACCUCAAUGUCAAAGGAGUUCUCAUCACCAACCCGUCCAACCCCCUGGGCACCACUGCCACCCCCGACGAGCUCCAAAGCCUCCUCUCCUUCGUCGCCGCUAAAAAUAUCCACCUCAUCAGCGACGAAAUCUACUCCGGCACCGUCUUCCACUCCCCGUCCUUCAUCAGCGUCGCCGAAGCCUUGGCCGCCGCAGACCUCGACGUCCGCCGCCGCACCCACAUAGUCUACAGCCUCUCCAAGGACCUGGGCCUCCCGGGUUUCCGCGUCGGCAUGAUCUACUCCAACGACGAAACCGUGGUGGCCGCCGCCACCAAGAUGUCCAGCUUCGGCCUCGUCUCGUCGCAGACGCAGUACCUCCUCACGAACAUCCUCGCCGACGAGAAGUUCCGCCGCUGGUACAUGGCGGAGAACCAGCGGCGGCUCAAACGCCGGCUGGAAAUGCUGGUGUCGGGACUCCGGAACGCGGGGAUUGGGUGCUUGGAAAGCAAUGCGGGUCUGUUCUGCUGGGUGGACAUGAGGCACCUCCUCAGCUCCAACACGUUCGAAGCGGAAAUGGAGCUGUGGAAACGGGUCCUCGGCGAGGUCGGGUUGAAUAUAUCUCCCGGGUCGUCUUGCCACUGUUCCGAACCCGGCUGGUUUCGAAUGUGCUUCGCCAACAUGUCGGAAGAAAUCCUUGACCUGUCAAUGCAGCGGAUCAAGACGUUCAUGGAUACCAAGUGGGUUUGCCGACUAUCGUCCUAUGAUUAUGAACUGGGUCGGGUUCCGGAUCGUUAGCGGGUCAAGCUAGCUUGAAAGUGAAAUCAGACUAAUGUCCUAGCUACUAUAUUUUUGUGUUAUUAUUACAUCAAUAAGGAGAGAAUGAGUGAAUACAUCUGUAGUGUUUAGGUUGAGUUAUUUCAUAUCAUAUAUAUCCAAUCAUUACUAACGUAUUACUAAUAAUAAUUAAAAUUUAUGUA